UCUUCUUUUCCAAGAAUUUUCUUCAAUUGAGUAUAUGUCGUUCUUCCUACUAGAGCUUCUUAGCCAUUCCACUCAUUUCGGUUGAAAAAUUCCUCCAUUAGCUAAAGGAAACUCAUGCUCAAUGACGUUAGUUUCCAAGAUUUGGUAAUUUUGCACUUGAUGGGCUUAUCUUUACUUGGGACAUAGCUAUGUUUGAGAUCAAAAUGUAGCUAUUAUCUAUCACUUUCACUUCUGGUGAACGACAUACUCGAACAUAACCAAUGAAGCUUUAUACAGAAGAGGUUUACAAGAAGAAUCCACCUGAAGUCUAGCUGACUGGAAGAAGACAACUACGACACUACCUUCUUAAAAUAUGCCACCAAAGAUGAGUAUUCUUAUCAAGUGCCUAAAUGAUAACCAUUCUGCACUUGAGAAACUGUCAAAAUGUCUUGACAGAGAAUUCCCUCAUAUAAAGUGCUGGUUACACUUUGCUGAGCAGAUGAAAAUUGAGAAGGAUGUUAUAUGUCAGUGUAGACUUUACUCAGAGUACAGUCCAACUGUCAAGCUGUUUGAGUUCCUGAAAGCAACAAGACCAGAGUUAUCAGUGAAAGAACUCACAAGUGCCUUGGAAGAGAUGAAAAGAAUUGAUAUUCAAUUGAUGGUUUUUCAAACUUAUAAAAGUGAAGACAAAGUGUCUAGAGUCAUCACAGACUCGUGUUCUGAUCAUGUUAUGGAUGAUAUUGCACAAGAACUUGAUUCAGCAAGUAAGCCAUUAGGCAACUGGGAAAAACUUGCUCAAAACUUGGGAGUUCCUCGUGAUAUUUAUCAAAGGUUUGCAAUGUACAGUGAUUAUAACCCAACUGUUGCAUUGGUGCGAUACCUUUACACAACCAGCAAGAAACCCAUUCUUUUGAAGGACUUCAUGGAUUGUUUCCAUAAGAUGGGAAGGGAAGAUGUUCUUAAGAAAGUGAAGCAAAUUAUUAAAAAAGAAG
Messenger RNA from Actinia tenebrosa (Australian red waratah sea anemone), 971 nucleotides. RefSeq lists its product as uncharacterized. NCBI's taxonomy places the organism in Eukaryota, Metazoa, Cnidaria, Anthozoa, Actiniaria, Actiniidae. The record is from RefSeq and is a predicted model, not a curated record. Gene Ontology annotation, biological process: signal transduction. Gene Ontology annotation, molecular function: protein binding.